AUGAGGGCUGACACGUGCAUCGGAGGGUGGGCACCGGAGGACUACCCAGACCCCAUCAGGCUGCCGGACUUGUGUGGGAGGGUCAACUGGACAGCCAGCUUCGUUUGCGACCCGGAUGGGAUACUCACAUCGUCAGAAGCUGACCUCCUGGAUGUAGAGCUGAUCACCACUGUAAGGGACACUCCCUGUCCCUGUGACUCCUGUCCUGGGAAGAACGACGGUUACAACAUCGCAGUGGCACUCAUGAAGAGGAUGGCAACAACUGGCUCUGGAGCUUCGUCGCCACAAGUGAGGGCUCAGGGCUUCGCCAUGUACCUGCGCGGGAUCGCAUGGGAUUAUGGGAGAUGUGACGAGGGCGUGGUCAUCCUGGUCUCUACGGAAGACAGACAGGUGAGGUGGACACGUGAUCCGGUUGCCAUGAUCUACACAGCAACAGGUGCUACCGCCAGGGAAAAACUCACCGACGAAAUCGUAGACAACAUUUACGUGGAAACCCGUGAGUACUUCACGGCUGGGAGGUGGGCGGAAGGACUGAAGGAGAUGGUCACAAGAUACAAGAAGGUUCUGACUGGUGGCAGCUCUUCGGUAACAGCUGUAGUCAUCGGUUGUAUGUUCAGCGUUGUGGGACUCUGUGCGGUCUGUGUGACUUGUUUCAUAUGUCGUACCGGGUGUAAGUGUAGAGGAGGAGGCCAGUCCAGUUUUCAUGACCACUAUAACCGCACAAGCUCAUGGGGUGGAGGUGGAGGCUGGGGCGAUAGUGGUGGUAGUAGUGGUGGGGAUGGGGGUGGUGGAGGAGGCUUCUAA
This is a messenger RNA of Branchiostoma belcheri (Belcher's lancelet), 804 nucleotides long. RefSeq lists its product as uncharacterized. The coding region runs from base 1 to 804 and encodes 267 amino acids. NCBI's taxonomy places the organism in Eukaryota, Metazoa, Chordata, Leptocardii, Amphioxiformes, Branchiostomatidae. Gene Ontology annotation, cellular component: acetylcholine-gated channel complex. The record is from RefSeq and is a predicted model, not a curated record. The transcript has 5 exons.